AUGGAGGUAGCGUUGAAGUCUUAUAAUAAAAGGCAUAUUGACGUGUUGGUCCGGGAGGCACCGGAGAGUGCCAAAUGGCGUGGAACGUUUGUGUACGGCGAGCCUAAAUCUCAGGACAGGCACCAUAUGUGGACGUUGCUUCGUCGGAUCAAACCAAAUGCAACUGAACCCUGGUUGAUGAUAGAUGACUUCAAUGAAGCAAUGUGGCAGUCGAAGCACUUCUCACACGCGAGGAGACCGGAGGGGCAGAUGAGAGCCUUUCGUGAGUCUCUCUCAUUUUGCGACCUUCAUGACUUGGGAUUCGGGGGCACACCAUGGACGUACGACAAUAAACAGGGAGACGGAAGGAAUGUGCGGGUGCGGCUUGACAGAGCUGUUGCGGAUCCGGCAUGGUCGGCGUGUUUCCCCCUGGCGCAUGUUUCUCACAUCGCGUCGUCGUGCUCCGAUCAUGUUCCGUUGUUACUACUAUGGGAUGAGCCGGAGAGGCCGCGGGCGGCGCCUCGCUGCCGUCGCUACGAGGCCAUGUGGGAGCGAGACGCCUCGAUGCCAGAUGUGAUAAAGGAAGCAUGGGAGAAAGGGGAAGGAGUUAGUAAUUUGGGGGAUGUCAUGGCAAAGCUACGGUCGACUUUGACCCAGUUACACACAUGGAGUGAUAAGAAGGUCGGGAACGUGAAGAGGAAGUUGGGGAAGUUGAGAAAGAGACUCGGGUCCCUUCGCCAGCAGGGGUUGCUGGACGGAUCUAAUCAAAUACGGGAGGUGCGUGAAAAGCUGGACGAAUUGCUGUUUCGUGAAGAGAUUAUGUGGAGACAGAGAUCAAGGACCUCUUGGCUCAAGGAGGGUGAUCGUAAUACAAGAUAUUUUCAUAGGAAAGCUUCUUGGAGAGCUCGGAAGAAUAGAGUUACAAAACUAAAAAAGCAAGAUGGCUCCAGUACGUCUGAUGCAAAGGAGAUGAAGCAUAUUGCUCAAUGUUUCUUUCAGGAUCUUUUGUCAAGAGAUGUUACUCUUGAUCCUGGGCCUUUGCUGGACAUGUUCUCAUUGAAGGUGGAUCAGGAGAUGAAUGAGUCUCUUACGAAGGCUUUCACAGAUGAAGAGAUUUCAGAUGCCUUGUUCCAGAUAGGUCCUACGAAAGCACCGGGUCCUGAUGGAUUUCCGGCUUGCUUUUUUCAAAGGAAUUGGGCUCUGUUAAAGGAGGAUGUGUUAAGAGCUGUUCACAAGUUUUUUGAGGAAUGUGAAUUGCAGGAAGAAGUAAAUGACACUACAAUAGUGAUGAUUCCGAAGCAUUGUGCACCGGAAGAAAUGAAGGACUAUCGUCCUAUCAGUUUGUGCAACGUGGUGUACAAAGUGGUGUCAAAGUGUUUAGUCAACCGUCUCAGACCGCUGCUGCAGGGUUUGAUCUCGGAGCAACAAAGUGCUUUUGUUCCAGGUAGAAUGAUAACGGAUAACGCCUUGAUUGCUUUCGAGUGUUUUCACUCCAUUCAAAAGUGCAGAAGAGAGAAUCAAAAUUUCUGCGCACUGAAAUUAGAUCUUUCGAAGGCUUAUGAUUAUGUAGAUUGGGUCUUCCUGGAGAGAGUAAUAGAGAAGAUGGGCUUCAGCCAAACAUGGAUCAAGUGGAUCAUGAUUUGCGUUACUACUGUUCGCUACAAAGUGCGAUUUAACGGGGAAUUAUUGGAGGCAGUCAGUCCAUCAAGAGGGUUACGCCAAGGGGAUCCUUUAAGCCCAUAUUUAUUUCUGUUUAUUGCUGACGGCCUCUCAAAUAUCUUGAAAAGAUACUCGGGUGAAGGAAGAAUUCAACCACUAAAGGUUUGUCGGAAGGCACCGGGGGUCUCUCAUCUGUUGUUUGCGGACGAUAGCUUAUUGUUCUUCAAAGCAGAGCUGCAGCAAGCAAGAGCAGUGAAAGAAGCCCUGACUUUAUAUGAAAGGAGCACGGGACAGUUAAUUAACCCAAGCAAAUGCUCCCUGCUCUUUAGUGAUUUUUGUUCGGCGCACCAACAGGAUGAAAUUAAGGACGAGCUGCAGGUUUCCAAAGCCACAUUUGAGGACAAGUAUCUAGGCUUGCCUACGCCGGAGGGGCGUAUGAAAGCGGAAAAGUUUCAGCCAAUCAGAGAAAGAUUUGCUAAGAGGCUUAGCAACUGGUCAGAGAAAUUUUUAUCUGCAGGAGCUAAGGAGGUGUUGAUAAAGAGUGUGGCUCAAGCACUCCCAAAUUAUGUGAUGGGAGUGUUUAAGUUGCCGCUCCAGACUUGUGAGGUUUAUGAUCGGAUGGUCAGAAAGUUUUGGUGGGGAGAAGACAAAGGGCAGCGUAAGGUGCAUUGGUUGGCCUGGGAGAAGUUAACAUGCCCGAAGUCCUUCGGAGGAAUGGGGUUCCGGGAUAUGAAAUGUUUUAACCAAGCUCUCUUAGCUCGUCAGGCAUGGAGGCUGCUUGUGUACCCGGACAGUUUCUGUGCACGAAUUCUAAAAGCAAGGUAUUACCCAAAUGGAACCCUCAUUGAUACUGCCUUCCCGGUGGUUUCAUCACUGUCGUGGAAGCGUAUAGCUCAUGGGAUGGACUUGUUGAAGGAGGGAGUUAUAUGGCGAAUCGGGAAUGGAAAAGAUGUUAGAAUAUGGAGACACAAAUGGGUUCCACAUGCAGGCAAAUUGAAAGUAAUUGAGAAGAAAACUUGGAAUAGGCUCACCUUUGUUCAUGACCUUAUAUUGCCAGGAGAGAAGAAGUGGAACGAACCUUUAAUUCGUCACUUAACUCAUGAUGACGAUGCUGAUGUUAUUCUGAAAUCAAGGAUUCCAGUGCGGGAGAGGGAAGAUUUCCCUGCGUGGCAUUUUGAGAAGAAUGGGGUUUUCUCAGUGAAAAGUGCUUAUCGGCUUGCCUGGAAUUUGUCGGGCCUGAGCUCCAGAUCGCAUUCUUCCAGCUCAGCACCUGAUGAUCAAAGGAAACUAUGGAAAGUGUUGUGGAGGACAGAUGUACAGCCUAAGGUAAGUGUCUUUGCAUGGCGUCUUGCCCAUGAUUCGCUGCCAACAAUGAGAAACAAGUGGAGAAGGACUUUGGAGAGUACUGGGGUCUGCAAAAUCUGCGGGCAUGAGGUGGAGGAUGGGCACCAUGCCACUGUCAGGUGCUCAAAAGCAAUGGCACUUCGCCUAGCGGUACGUGAAUACUGGGAGUUGCCGGAUGAAUUUCUUUUGAAAUACACAGGACCAGACUGGCUUUUGGUACUGUUAGAUUCAAUCCCUACGAAAAUGAAGACAAAUCUAUUACUAGUCUUAUGGAGAUCAUGGCACUUGAGGAAUGACAUCAUUCAUGAGAAGGGUCUGGCUUCCAUUGCUGAUUCGGUAUCAUUCUUGAAGAAUUUCAGGGAAACUCUUUCCCCGGUCUGGCAGCAGGAGGUGGAUCAUAAAGGUAAAUUGCCCAUCUCUGAAUGCAUCAUCCCGGAGCCCAUAAGAAGAAACAGGGCCACUUCUGAUGAUGUUGUGUGGAGGCCUCCGCCUGAAGGUUGGGCAAAAAUUAAUGUUGAUGGAGCUUUUAGGCCAGAGAGUGGAGAAGCUAGCGUCGGAAUUAUCGCUAGGGACUGCAGGGGCUUGGUCCUAUACUCUGCAUACAAGGCGGUUCAGAACUGCAAUGCGCCUAUUGAAGUGGAAGCAUUGGCAUGCCUAGAAGGAGCUCGCGCGGCUGCAAAUUGGGUUCAGAUGCCGGUGAUUUUUGAGUCUGACAAUGCCACCGUCAUUCAGGACAUUGUGGCACACCAAGGAAAUCGUGCGGCAUGGUCUCCAAUCAUCGAUGAGAUACAUGGUGUCUGUAGCCGUCUCCAAGAUGUGCAAUGGCAUAAAUUAAAGAGAGAUUGUAAUAGGGUUGCUCAUUUUCUAGCUAAGAUGGGCAUGAGCUCCAGACUUUGUUCCGAGUGGAUCCUCCAGGCUCCCCCGGCCAUCUUUGAGCUCCUUGCCCAGGAAUGUAAUACCCUUUUCAGUUAA
This is a messenger RNA of Phragmites australis (common reed), 3954 nucleotides long. RefSeq lists its product as uncharacterized. Gene Ontology annotation, molecular function: nucleic acid binding; RNA-DNA hybrid ribonuclease activity. Bases 1 to 3954 code for a protein of 1317 amino acids. The transcript has a single exon. The record is from RefSeq and is a predicted model, not a curated record. Lineage: Eukaryota; Viridiplantae; Streptophyta; Magnoliopsida; Poales; Poaceae.